This is a messenger RNA of Haemonchus placei, 882 nucleotides long. The record is from the annotation of a GenBank genome assembly. NCBI's taxonomy places the organism in Eukaryota, Metazoa, Nematoda, Chromadorea, Rhabditida, Trichostrongylidae.
AUGUUUUCCCAGUUCGUCGAUAAGGUCCAUGCUUCGAAGACCUCGUUGGCAUCUACCAUCAGUGCUUGCACAUCGUGCGAUGAAGGUACCACGCCGCCACCAUUUUCGGGUUUUUCUGACCUGAAGGCUUCGGUACGGCGACUGUCGAUGCCGCUCGGACAUGCCAAAAACAUCAGCCAACGACGGCUUAGUCAAAUGGUUACUGCCAUAGGAGAAGUAAUCGAUCAGGAAAUUCUGAUGACCAACGAGGGCGACAGGCCGGCGCCGUUAUUCGGCUCAUCAUUACUGAAUCGAGAAUGGGAACUGGUGACGGUACGCGAAAUGUGCCGUCGGCUCUCGCUCGACGAGAUAGAGCAGCUCGAGAUGCCAAUACCGGAAGGUGCAUCACAAUCACAGAUUCUCGAUGAGCUGAUGAUUAGACAGAUCAUGGAAAUUCUUCCUCCUCGUGCUGAAGGUUAUCCAUGGGUGAGCAUAUAUAACUCGGAGAAGCAUGGAUUCUCGUUGACCACUCUCUAUAGAAAAAUGGUCGAAUUCGAUGAAGAUCUUUCGCCCGUGCUCCUAAUUGUCCGCGAUACUCGUGAGCAUGUAUUUGGAGCCGUAGUGUCGGGUGCGAUUCGCCCUUCUGAUCAUUACAUGGGCACCGGCGACUCAUGCCUUUUAUGGCGAUUCCUCGGCGAGGCCCCACAUACCAGAGAUUUGCGGCAUUAUAACUGGACAGGAGAGAACCAGUUCUUUGUGAAUGCCGCCAAAGAUUCGCUUUCGAUCGCCGACCUAAAUCAUGGCCGAUCGCAGCGAUGUGACACCUUCGAUAAUGAGCCGCUUUCGGGCGAUAAAGAAGACUUCAUCGUGCAAUUUAUCGAGGCAUUCGGUUUCCGAAUGUAA